Didymodactylos carnosus is the source of this 313-nucleotide messenger RNA. The record is from the annotation of a GenBank genome assembly. Lineage: Eukaryota; Metazoa; Rotifera; Eurotatoria; Philodinida; Philodinidae.
AUGUUUACGAUACGAGGCCAAUGGAACCCUGCUGCAAGCAUGGGAGAAGCACGUCUAUAUCAUACUGCAACCCUGCUUAAUUCCGGCAAAGUUCUUGUCACUGGUGGUGUGAAUGUAUCGUUCAAUACUCUUGCUAGUUGUGAAAUAUAUGAUGCAUCAAUGAACCAAUGGAACUCUGCUACAAGCAUGGCAACAGCUCGUUAUGAUCAUACCGCAAACGUACUCAGUUCGGGCAAAGUUCUUGUCAGUGUUGGUUUCGGAUCUUCCGCUUUUCUUGAUAGUUGUGAAAUAUAUGAUGCAUCAAUGAACCAAU